AUUAUUUUUUUUUUUUUUAUCCUUUGAUGCAUUUUACCUUCCUGGUUUCAGCUUUAGAUUAAAGUACUUAAGUCUUUUGGAAUAUAUAAUUAAAUAUGACAUAAUUCCCAGUGUAAUUUUGAUAUUUAUGAAUGUGGAUUCAAUGUUGGGGUACAAUGAAGUGUGUAAGUUCCAAGUCAUAAAGUAUGAGGAAUCUUCGCAUAAGUAGACCACAAUGAAACCACCUUGAUUUUUACACUUACCAAGGAACCAGAGGAAAAAGUGCUGGAAAGUGUAAGGUAAGGAAAAUUCAUAUUGGAUGAACAUUGUGUGAUACCAACCACACAAAUGGUAGUUGAAUGCAUUAAGUAAUGAGACAUUUUGGAAACAAAAAUAUGGUUUUACCAUUACAAAUUUGUUAGCGGAAGUGACUUUUAUCCAUGAUUGAUAGUGAAAGCUCUAAGGAAUCUCAUUUGUGCUUUAUUUACCGAAUUAACUGAUAAACAUUUUUUCUCAAAGUUUUUCAAAACACUGUGUAAACAUGUCUUAAAAUUUGUAAUGUUUUGUAAAGUUCCUCCAUGGCAAACAUUGAUCUCAUUUUGUAUUCACUGACAGUUACAAAUUUCAAAGAAAAUUAGUCAUUUCACAUGAAGCCAGACAAUAUUCUCUGUAUGUGUAUUAUCAUGUUCAGAAAAAACAUAAUGUAAUUUUUUUUUUGAAAGAAGAAUGGAUUUUGAAUUGUAGUUAUCACUUUGUAUUUAUACUUUAUGUAUUAUAUAUGUAACUCAUUUAGAAAAUAUUACUGCAAAAAAAACUAAGAUCUUUUAUUAAUUUUAUUUGUAACAGAAAACCAUUAUCUUUAACAUUUCGUACCUCUGUGUCUAUUCACCCCUAAUUUUCUCUGUUUCUUCCCAAAGAAUCCAUCCAUUAGUUUAAAUUUUUUAAUGAAUGCUCUUGCUUUUUGCAUCAGUGAAAUUUUUUGUUUGUUUUUCUGUACAUAAUUAAUAUUUUACACUGUUAAUCAAGAAAUUUUUCCAUUUCUGAACUUAGGUGGCUAGUAAAUGUUAUAAAAAUCUGAAGGUGAAUGAAUUGCAAUGAAUAUUUAUGUUUAGUUUUACUUUCCCAUAUGUGACAAGAUAUGAGAGAGUAGCAAAAUAAUUUACGAUUAACUAUGUAUCAGUGAGUGUUAGCAAUUCAUUUAGUAGUCGUUUCUAGAAUAAGUGGACAUAUCAAAGGUUACAAAUUUAUGUUAAGUUACACACAAUUUAUAAAUUGAAUUUAAAUUGUACAUAAAAAGAAUACAUGAUGCAUCAUAAUCUUAAUUUCUGGUAAAUUGAUUAAUAUUGGGUGUUCAGAUGUUCAACCCAGUGCUGCAUGUGUCUUACCCAACUCGUGUGACAAAUUUGCUUGAUUUGUUAAUUUGGUACCAGAUCAAACACAAAAAAUGGUACAUUUCCAGCUAAAACGUUUGCUUCUUGCUACUUGCCACGUGGUCAGAUUCGUGGUUAAUGAGUGAACCGUUAAGUGAACUUGACCUUGACAAGAGAUUAAAAGAGCAAUGAACUACAGGUCAAAAAAACAACACACAACCCAGUGGUCUGUACUGAAGUAGCUGUAGAUUUGUUGUUGAUUUCAUCCUGGUUGCUAGACAUGUGAGUAUCAGUUGUAUUUUUGAUAAUUGCAGUUAACAUUCAGGACAUGGUCGCAGGAUACAGUAUUUACAGUAAAACAUUUUAUUAUAUUUAGUUUUCAGUCAAAUACAUUAUUCUUAUGUAAAUAUAUGAAUAUAUAUUUUUUUACUUUAUUGUACAGUUUAGUUUAACGUAGUAAAUUAAAUUGAAUCUCAAAUGAAAGAGACUUGUGGUAUAAAAUUUUUUGUAUUUAAGAAUAAAGAUCUCAUUACUCAUUCUAUAACUUGCCAACACUAGGUGUUCUAAAUUAAGAUGUCUAUUGCUAAGAAGGAAUAGAUUACUAACACACCAAAAGUAGUUGGAAGCAGGGCGUCGAGAGAAACUAAGGACCUUGGGGAAUACUGCAUGUAUUGAGUGACUUUUAAGGUUUCAUUUUUUAAAAUGAAAUUAUUUAAAUUUGUUGAUGCAAGUUGCAGUGAUUGUCCUAGACAAAUGUAGUGUGUUCUCGAACUGAAAAGAGAAAAAUAAAUAUGAAGUUCGGGUUAAGAAGUGGUUGCCACGAAGAACCAGAUGCACUCACUUAAAAUUUAAGUAACUUCAUCACAGCUGACACUCCUAAUGACUACAAAUACUAUUUUUAAAUGCCACUAGAAUUUUCAGUAUGUGCUCCAAAAAUUAACUUCAAUAAUGUUAAAACAAGACAUUGGGAUGCAAAAUGCUAUAUCCUGUGACCCGUCUCAAAACCGGUAAAUGUCUAAAAUCGUCUAAAAAUUCAGCAAUAAAGUCAGGGCUCUUAAACGCACAGACUACUGUGCCUGGCGUGUUUGAAACCCGAGCCCAACUCACUCCCCCCUACACAUGCACGAGCCAAUUUUGAGCUAGAAGCGAGCCAAACUCCGUCUGCACUUAUCCCUUUCCCUUUUCAGGUAGCAUGCAUCAAGGGGUUUAUGGGAAAAGAUGGAAUUGCAGAAACCAGAAACACUUACAAGUAUUUCUUGCUGUCGAUGACGCAAAAUUGUACUUGCCACUUUUCAUGUCAGAAACAUCCAUAUGCUUAGCACAUUCUGAAUUCUGGGCCUGGUUGUUAUAAAACACCAGAUUUCAAUCACUGGACUUGAGCCAUCUUUUGCCGAUAACCCGGCAAAAUGUUUAAGGAAAUGUCACGUGAAGUGUCCCACCAAGGGCACGAGUCUACGUGGAUAGAAUGUGGCCGACACAUUAAGGAGCGGGCUGCCGUGCCUUUCCUUUCGGCCAGCGUGAAGAAUGCGUAAGGUGGGAGGGUACGAAGAGUGUAUUGGUGGGGGAAACACAGAAAAUCCAUAGGCUCAUGGCAAUUUCCGCCAGGUGUUUCCCAAAUGCGGAAAAUCCGGGUGUGACUCCACCAGGGAAAUUGACCCAUGUCGCCUUUGAAGGCUAGUGAUAUAUGGCCUAAAUAGAACAUGUGUAGUUAUGUUAGUUUGUGAAAUGUCAUGAAAAAAAAAAUACAUGGUACACAGAUUUUUAUCUGAAUUACAUUAGAUACUUUUUUUUCUUACUGAGUGAGUUAGCUUUGCCAACCGCGUUAAACCAUUCUGAGAAAAACAUCAAAGGACCCCAUGUUUCCAUGUUGCCAAACUUUGUGCGAAGUUUUAGAACACGAGUUGAGAGGCCUGCUUAUGAAAAUCAUCCAAGAAAAUGUUUAGGACUGAAUUACAUAUUUGUGCUUUUAAUUCAUCUCGAAAAUAUAUUUUUUUUUUGAGAGAGAGAGUGUGGUGAAAAGGAUGUUUUCAAAAUAACAGGGUAUUACAUUAUACCUUUAUCUUUAUUCCUGUGCCUUAAAAUGUUUGGGUUACCGCUAAGUAUCAAAGUUGCUUCAUUGCGCGAUGAAAGACUGCUUGCAGUGGCGGUUCAAUGGGAGGGGUGUAGGAGACGAACCUUCCCUCCCCCCAUUCUCAAACAUAUUUCUAGAACUAAAAAUAACUGAGAUAAAAUUUGUUUUCAAGAUGUCAGAAAUGCAUUAAAAUAGCAUAAGAGGCUAUUACUUUUUAAAAAUUCUUACUCCCCAUUUAACUGAGAAGUAUUCUGUACCUAUCACCAAAAACCCUCUAGUCAUCCACCCACUUGCUGCCCAAAACAAAAAACUCCCCUGUGUCCACCCCUGAAUACUUGUCAGAGCCUUGUGCCUAGAGGUGACACUGCACUAGAAGCCCCAGCGAGCAAAGUCCUUUAUCAUCCCACUUUCCUCCCCCAUCCCAAAAUGCCCUCUCAGUAGACUCUAAUAUCCACUUUCAGCUGUGGAGGUCUGCAUUGAAGUAGUCAUGGACCUUGGACAGUAAAUGGUGGGCUAUUUUUUUGUUGUGUUUGUUUUUGGCAGCAUGGGGAAAGAAACAGUUGUGCUAGCCUACAGCGGCGGUCUGGACACGUCAUGCAUUCUGUUAUGGCUAAAGGAGCAAGGUUACGACGUGAUUGCGUACAUGGCUGAUAUCGGUCAAGAUGAAGAUUUUGACAAAGCCAGACAGAAGGCGACUAAAAUUGGAGCAAAAAAGGUGGUGGUGGAGGACGUGAGGCGGCGCUUCGUGGAGCAGUACGUGUGGACGGCGGUGGGCGCGGGCCUGGUGUACGAGUCGCGCUACCUGCUGGGCACGGCGCUGGCGCGGCCCUGCAUCGCCGAGGGCCUGGCGCGCCUGGCGCAGGCCGAGGGCGCCGCCUACAUCGCGCACGGCGCCACGGGCAAGGGCAACGACCAGAUACGCUUCGAGCUCAGCUGCUGCUCGCUGCUGCCGCGGGUGCAGAUGCUCGCUCCGUGGCGGCUGGAGGAGUUCACCAGCAGGUUCCGCGGCCGCCAGGACCUCUUGCAGUACGCCUCCAGCCACGGCGUCCCGGUGCCCGUCACCCCCCAGGAGCCCUGGAGCAUGGACGCCAACCUCAUGCACAUCAGCUACGAGUCUGGGGUGCUGGAGGAUCCCGCCCACCCGGCCCCCCAGAACAUAUUCCAAAUGACGACCGACCCGCGGCAGGCCCCGGACUCCCCCGCCAGACUGGAGAUCAAGUUCCAGAAAGGCGUGCCGGCCAGCGUGUGGGUGAUCGGCGAGGACGCAGCCCCCCCGCUGACGGACCCCGUCCAGGUGCUGACCUUCCUCAACAAGAUCGGCGGACAGCACGGCGUCGGCCGCGUCGACAUCGUCGAGAACCGGUUCAUAGGGCUCAAGUCCCGCGGCGUGUACGAGACCCCGGGCUGCUCCGUGCUGCACGCUGCACACGUCGACCUGGAGACCUUCUGCCUGGACCGCGAGGUGCUGCGGCUCAAGACCUACCUCGCACACAGGAUGGCUGACUACGUCUACAACGGGUUCUGGUUCAGCCCCGAGUGCCAGUUCGCACGCGCCAGCAUCGCCCUGGCCCAGGCCCACGUGACCGGCUGGGUGCACGUGCAGCUCUACAAGGGCUCAGUUCUCGCCACGGCGCGCGGCAGCCCUUCCUCCUCGCUGUACAACCGCUCGCUGGUGUCCAUGGACGAGCAGGGCGACUUCCGGCCCGCCGACGCCACGGGCUUCAUCAACACGCACGCCAUCCGCCUGCGCGAGCACCGCCGCCUGCGCGAAGAGCAGCAGCAGCAGCAGCAGCAGCAGCAGCAGCAGCAGCAGCAGCAGCAGCAGCAGCAGCCAGCGAGCCGCGAAGCUGCACUCGUACCACCACGCUCGUAGACUCGCCGGUAGCGCGCGCGCUCACACUCCCACCGGUUUCACAACCCGGCAGUCUCGACUACUCUCGCGUUCAAAAAUUAAAAAAAAAAAAAGAUUCCGUAACGCUUACCGCGUGUCAACGUCGUUGCUCGUGCUGCCUUUCCCCCGGGUCGGCUUAUACCGCACACGCGGCCCCAGUGGCGUAGCCAGGAUUUGCGUAUGUGGG
Bacillus rossius redtenbacheri is the source of this 5498-nucleotide messenger RNA. RefSeq names its product argininosuccinate synthase (gene Ass). The record is from RefSeq and is a predicted model, not a curated record. The transcript has 9 exons. Bases 3926 to 5293 code for a protein of 455 amino acids. Gene Ontology annotation, molecular function: argininosuccinate synthase activity; ATP binding. NCBI's taxonomy places the organism in Eukaryota, Metazoa, Arthropoda, Insecta, Phasmatodea, Bacillidae. Gene Ontology annotation, biological process: L-arginine biosynthetic process; urea cycle. Gene Ontology annotation, cellular component: cytoplasm.